This is a messenger RNA of Porites lobata, 12329 nucleotides long. NCBI's taxonomy places the organism in Eukaryota, Metazoa, Cnidaria, Anthozoa, Scleractinia, Poritidae. The record is from the annotation of a GenBank genome assembly.
CGUUGAAUUUCUGCUUGUAACAUUAAUUUAAGGUCAAAAGCUGUCAGUAUUCUCUCGCGAAAACUGAAUAAUGUGAUCUGUUGUAACACCUUUAUGCUCGCUUUAUCCUUCGUGAUUUCUCAAAAGAUGACUCCAAAAAAGACUUUUUGGAUCUUCCAUCUCUUGAAAAUAAAAAUGUACUUGUUUGGGGAAGAAAAAAUCACACCUGACCAAUGCGAGCACCAGAGGGAAGGCCCCCGCUUUAGAGAGAUGGGGGCCGAAAAUUCGAAUAGUUUUGUGGUUGACGUGUUCCUAUGAAACACAGGGGUAAUUUACACAUCAGAUAUGCUUGGUCUUACUGGUUUGUUAUGCAAAUGACCCCGAAUCAAAAAUUAGCAUCGACGUUCAAGUCUUGAUGAAGAGAGUUGAAAACCCAGGGCGCUAGAAGAGCGUUUGACUCGGAGAAAUCGAGAGCAGUAUGUGGAGACUUUUUGAGGGAUCGCUUGUGUUGUCAUGUUUCUUUUGCGUUUUGUUGCCGGUAUUAACGCGUGAAGCCAGUUUUGGGAAGGCUUUUGGGUUUAAACGAGGUAAAGUUAUCGGUGUAUUCUGGUUGAAGCCACUCAAACGCGUCUGUUCGAGAUCAUACCCAGUACUAAUUAUUAACUCUGUCAUUCACAGGACAUGGAUUUCACGAUGAAAAUGACUACGACGAUGGCUAUGCGGAGUUUACAGGUGAGAGCUUUUAAUGUUGCGAUACUUUUCUGUAUUAUUCGCGAACAGUAAAACGGGCAAAUAACUCAUCAGUCAUUAUGCGUCCAUCAAGUACAUUUCGGGAUGCAGUGACGUUAUAUGACACACUUUCGUCUCUAGUUUGUGGCUUUGAAUCAUCUACAAGCUGUCGUAUUUUCUAUUAUUUACUUCUGUACUUUCUUCAGUUUUUUUCCUCACCGCAAAAUUAAGUUUUUGAACUUCCUUAAGGGAACUUUCGUCUUUUAAUUUACGACAUUACAAGCGAUCAGUUUUACGCAUGAUUUAUCUCGUCGUUCCAUCUUCACUUCCCGUCCAUAAAAACUUUUAUUUUUGAACACUACAGCUGUUUAAGUCUCCAGUGAAUUCUUGCGUAUACUCUUUUGUCCCGCUUUUAAGUUACUUUGCAGUAUUUUGUAGCUAAGACAGGAAAUAGAGGCGAAAUGUUUUGAGUUGAAGUUCAUUUGCAUCAUUUUGUAUGCAGCUGUCGUACCGCGCUGUUGUUUUGAAAAAUAAUCCUUACUUUGUUAAUACAGAGGAAUCCCGGCAUUGCGAACGGGCGAUUUUUCGAACUUAGACUCAGAAAACCGAUUUUCCUUAUCCUGUUUUAACAUUGUACCGUUCAAACUGAUUUCCAUUCUCCCGGGAGCGCACUGUUUUGACGGAGAACUGCGACUCUUAUUCUUGUUAUUUGCACAUCCAAAUUUUCUUUUUCUCGUUUUCUUGUUUCUGAAACAGGUUUUGUUUUAGAUUUUCAAGAAAGAAAGAAAGAAAGAAAGAAAAAACGUAUUCUUGUCGCUUAAUGAUCUGAAAGCUGUAUCACCGAGAAAAAAAGCUUGUAUUACAUUGUAGAUCAACCAACCAACGACAUAAGUGAUCAUGUAUUUUGUUUUGUCUCUCAGUGUCUGCUGCGGAUCGUAAAAUUAAUAAAAUUAAUAGUAAGGUUUACUUACUGUUAAUUUUUGUAUUUUACCGCCCGCUGUAAGUCGCAACUGAUCCUUCUUAUAAACUGGAAGUCGAAACCAAGUCCGACAACAAAAAAAAUAACGUGUUUAAAUUUCGUUUUUUUAAACAUAUUUUGUGACUCGAAGCCAAAAUGUCAAAUUGUAUAUCUGCUGCUACCCUGCUAGCAGGGUAAUCUGUUGCUGAACAGACGUACUUCGUCCAGUUUCGGUUGUGAUUGUUGAUAAUCCAAAAAAUAAAGCCUGUUGUUGUUCUACAAAACAGCUUAUUUUGGCCCGCGUUUCAUUUCUCUUUCGAUCAUGCUCACAAAUUCUACGGUCAACAAAAUAAAAUGGGAAUACAAAAUUUUCCAGACGACACUAUAAUCUUGAGAUAUAUUUGAUUUAUUUUAUGUUUUCCUGGAAGGUUCAACACUUACAGAUUUCGUGUGGCUAGUUUUCUAUCCUAUCUUGAGGGCAUGAGUUUGCCGCCAGCGCCUUUUCGCUUCUUUAAAUCAGCGAACGGUCGGAGUACAUGAGUGUAGGAUUCUAUUUUUUGCCGGAACCUCAUUGCUCAGUACUAGGAGCUUUUAUUUAAAUGAUUAUACUUGAGGAUUUCUUCCAUGGACUUAGACGUUUAAGAACCACCUUGUUGUGCUAAUCGCUCAUGAUCAAGAGCUGUUCGUGUACAAAAACACAUCUUCGUGUUUAGCUGAGGGAUUUUAAUUUCGUAAUGAGAGGUAAAUAAACCGAACAAACUUAUUUUGAAGUAAUUUAAACGCUACUGCAGCUAUGUUUUGGAUUUGAUAUAUACGGCUAAUUUUCCUAAUUGUGUCGAUAGCUUCUUCAGCCUAGAUGCAGAAAGAGCACAGAGACUACAUUUAGUACUUUUUCACAUGUGCGGACCAUACAUGGCAGCAUUGUUUAAUCUUUCUGUCCUGAUAGGUUCCUUCUUUAUUUUGGAGGAAUUCCCUCCAUAUCCGUCUCAACAAAACAAGACUUUGACAGGUGUCUUGGUGAAAAUAGAAACUUCCUUUUACAUCUGAUUGUACAAACUGAAACUUCGAGUGUUUCGGUUUUUAUACCCGAUAAGAAAUAGUAUUAAAUGCUAUAAGGCACACCACUGUAUUUUGUGAUUAACAUCUUUCGCCUCUCUAACUUAUUUCGUCCGUUUAGAUAAUAAAAGGUGACCAACGCGAAAAAAUUCCAACUUUCCUACGCUCAAACUUAUUAAACGGUGAUUUCUUGUAUUGCUGUCUGCCGCAAAAGUUUGCAAAAAACUUUGUAAUUACGUUGAAUCGAGAAUCAUGAAUGCGAGUAGAAACCACAUGGUGUGGUCCAUGGUGUGGGAUAAAUAAACAUCGUGAUUAGCAAAAAAUAAAUCGAUUUACCCACAACAUCUAAGCGGAACAAAGAAAUUCAUUUAGACCGAAAGUGACGAACAGUUCCCCUUAAAUCCAGGUGGCUAAUAUUAAGCCUUUAGGCUUUUUCCUGCAAAAUUAGAUUAACACAACCACUUAGGGUAAAACCAAAUACGACGCUACGUCCGGACUUUACUUUAUUUUUGAAUUAUUUUCCCGUUCAAAACGCGCUGUUAUAGAGCUCCUUCAUUCAUUUGAUCUAAAUCAUUUUUUCUAAUUCAUUUCAUCAACAACAGCACGGGUAUGACAUAAUUUUGCAUGUAAAUAAUUUUGUUUCUUAAGCUGAACCCUCCAAAGGGAAUUAAAUGAAAUCAAUUUUCGAUUCCGGCGAAACGUUUUUCUACAAAGUUAGAUUAACGAAACCCUUUUUUACUGUUCAAACUUUGAGCUUGAGUGACCUCUCUGUUAGCGGAUUUUUCACCUUUAUUUAAUUUCUUGAUAGUGUAUAAUACUUUAUAGUUUUCGCGCGAUUUUCCCGGCAGUAAUCGAAAUAAAUCUUAAAGUUCUUCCCCGAGGAGUUUGAAUUUUGCGUUUCCUUUACAAUUAGAGGCCCAUUCAUGAACGUCUUACAAGAAAUAAAGAUAAUUACUUGCGACACUGAUUUUUAAACGCUGUAUGUUCUUAAUUGAAUUGCUAUUUGAAGGUAAUUUUUUAUAUAUUUCGGCAGAAUGAGAGAGCGGCAUCUUUUUUUUUUAACCUAUUUUGUGCUUUGCGUGGAUUCAAGAGAAUGAUCUCCGCGCGGACGUGAAUCUCACGCAGCGUGGGAUCGAGGGGGAAGUGAGAAAAUUACCCCUUCCUCCUAAGGGAGGCAGCUGGUCGAGUGGUCUGCGCGUCGGACUCGCAAUCCGGCGGUCCCGGGUUCGAGUCCCGCUCUGGAGCCCGUUUCUCGAAAGUCCCGAUAAUUAACGGGCCCGGUAAGCUGUCUCCGUUUACACUAGAGAUCGAGGUUUCAAUAGUUUUGCAUCUAACAUGAUAAAACUGUCAGUUAAUGAAACAAAAUGGAGUUGUUUGCUAGCCAGGACCCGCGCUCUUAUUCUUUAUUUUUCGAUUUGAAUAUUUGAUUUCGGGCCCGUAAAGGUACCGGGACUUUUGAGAAACGGGCCCCUGGCCACUUGCUGGAUUUGUGCUCGGUCAUCCCGAGUUCAAAUCCUCGGCCACGCUUGUAAAAUAGCCAACUGGUUGCCUCCUGCCAGUUGGGGUUUUUAAUCCUGUUAUGUUGCAUUUGAAUUAUUUGUUUUCUAAGUAUCUACUGACUGUAAAGGGCUUUGGAUCACUAAGAGAAAGGCGCUAUAUAAGUGUAUUAUUAUUAUUAUUAUUAUUAUUAUUAUUAUUAUUAGUCCUCUCAUCCCCGUCACUUUAACUCCGGAGUACCCCCCCCCCCGGGGGAAUCGACACUGCUGAUCGCUCCUCACUGAAGUAUUUUGCCACCCCAACAGGAGCUGAAAAACGCACGCUGUCAGAAAUGCAGAGGCGAAGAUUCCAAAAUGUUCAAGAAGACGAGGGAGAAAUGAAAAGAGAUAGCAUUCAUGACCUGUUAUUACGUGAGCUCACCAGAGGAGAAAAAACAGGUAAACAACUGAUUACAUUCAGACUACAGCAAGCUCAUAGUUUUUGCAAUAAUUUUCUUUGUCGAUGGGCGAUUGAUAUAUGUCUGCGUUUUUGUCAUGGCUAGUGAGCGGGCCAUUUUCAAAACUGGCGAAUAACUUAAGCCUGCGUAGCAAACUCAACUCGCGCGCAAACGCUUGUUACGCUGGCUAUAAUAACUUUUUCAUUUUAUAUGGCUAAAUUUUUCCCCAUCCGCGCGCGCUCACAUAGGAUUUUUUGAGGCCACAUGCAUCUAGUAAUAAGACUGUUUCGCGCCAAAACUUUCUGAGCCUUAACGUCAGAGGGUAAGAUUGAGCUGCUACCCACGAAUGUUGCCGUUCGCUAUUGUUGCCGUCUGCGUGUACUUGUAGACAUUUUUUUUUCUGUAAGCUGUAUAACAAAUUCCUCAAGGACGGGCUCCUCGGGAAAUUAGUUAGUUUUGCCUCUUCCUCAGAUAUCGAUGUUUCCCUCAGUUUCACAUUAGGAAAUAUUGUAUUUCUCGGGAGGCCAAGUUAACUGUUUCUUGGAGACCGUUCUUUAAGCGUUUAUCAUGACUUGUUGAUCUGCAGAAACAGCCGAUGAAGAAUCUCCAUAUAUGACAGACGACGUCAGCAAUGAAGAAAACCGCUUUGAUAAAUUACGUGAAAAUAGCCAGCAUGAGACGUUGAAAGGUUAGUGAGAGAUUAAAUGAAUGCGAAGGCACAAAGAAAGAACUACAAAACGAGAACAAUAACGAAGACGAUACGCGAAAGCGUCCUUCUACGUCAAUGCAAAUUGCUGCAAAUAGAGAAAUUUGUCAUUUUGCUCUUUCAUUUCUUUCUAGCUAACUAGUCUGUUUUCUGCUAGUCAGGAUUUUUUCAGUCCUAUCCCAAAUAGUUAAAAUAAUUGUUUUGACACUUCAAAAUUGUACUUAAAAGAAGCUUUUGUGACAUAAAUACUGAGCAAGAUAUGAUAACGAAAUUGUAUUCAUUUAGUUGAAGUAGUGUUUAAACAAUUUGUAAUCCCUGUGUUUGUCACUUUAUAAUUGUUUUCUUCGCAGAACAAAUUGUUGAUGGUGUGGGAACAGCUGAGGAUAAUCUGGCGUUAAAGGAGGAGGAAGAAAAACAAAGAAAGGCCAGAAUAAAGAAACUUUUGCCAAAGAACGGAGGUAGUCAUUUCAAGAAUUUUUCUUAAGCGGGAUUGGGGCGGGGAACAAAGCUCUGCUAUUUUAUGAACCUGUUUGACAACUGUCACCACUGGUAGUUUCGAAGUUAUUUUUGUGUGACCUUGAAGUUGAGCUGUUUAUGAUUGAGUGUCGCGAGAAUUUUGAUGAAUGCUCGUGAAUGCGUUGGUUUCGAAUUGAUACGCUUUGUCAUUGGCUGGCUGUAAAAUCUGGCGCCAUAUUUCUUAACCAAUGAGAAACCCGUUCAUACGAGUUUUCCACCGCUUGAUGCCUGCUUCUGAUGUAUGCUUUUGAUUGGAUCUUGUUUUCAUCGUGUCCAUUGCUCGCAGUGAUUGGUGAAAGUCGGUUUUACAUUAUUUGAAAAUUUAAAGAAGAUUUAUUCAUUUUUCUUUUAUUUUCAAUACUACAGAUCUUUUUGAAGGAGAUAUAGUGAUGGAUCAGCGUUUGCGAUCAUGGGUGACGGGCGAGUCUGAUAAACGAGAUGCCAUCAACGAUGUGUCAUACCUGUGGCCCAAAUCAGACGAUGGAACUGUAAGGGUACCAUACACAUUAUCUGAUGAGAUACAGAGAGGUAAGAAAAGUUUUUAAUAGGAGCGAAUUGCAUUUCUCUAUUGACCUCGUUGAGAUGCUUCCCCUCAACUUCCCUUCAAACGCUCUAACAAGACGUUUGUGUGUUGUUUGUCACCAUUUAUAUUUAAUUAUAUUAGGAGAAUCCUAGAAGGGGGGAUACCUUAUCCCAUGUCUUAUUUGAUAGUAGUCCUCCAUGCAGUAGAGACCUUCUGCAAUAGCUUAUCAGGAGCUCAACUUUCUGUUAACAAGAAAACAAUUGAUUUUGAAAAAGUAUUUUAGUAGGAACUGAAAGAGCAAACUUGCAAAAUUUUUAGCCGUAUACCGUAAAAUUCCGAAAAUAAGCCCCGGGGCUUAUAUUUUUCAAAGGCCCUAUUUGAGGGGCUUAUUUUUUGAGGGGCUUAUAUUCGGAGGGGCUUAUCUACGGAGGGAAAUUUGCGUUUCAAAAUCGAUUGGUCUAGCCAUAUAGUUGGAAGUAAAUUUACCGUUUUUGCUUCGUUUUACUUUGUUUUUGAGGGCAAUUUUCCAAGUACAAACCCCCUGGGGGCUUAUAUUUGGAGAGGCGAUUUAACGGAGGGUUUUUUGCGUUACCGCAUUGAGGGGCUUAUAUUUGGAGGGGCUUAUACAUGGAGGGGCUUAUUUUCGGAAUUUUACGGUAUCUCUAAGGUAGCGAUUGCUGGGGCCGCCGUAGCCCGCGAACGCAGACGUAUUUCGGGUCGUCGCUCCUCUUUUCCGGUGGAGAGAAGCGACGACCGGAAGAAGGUCUGCGUUCGUAAGCUAGGGCCGCGGAAAAUUAGAGGGAUUAGAAGGAUUUGUAUGGUCAAACAACUCUUGACCCAGUUAUAGCCCUUGCAUCGGGUGGAAUAAUACGCCCUUUCAGUUCCUGCUAAAAUCAUAUUUCUAAAAUGAAUUGUUUUUCAUGUUUACAGCAAGAUGAUCACCUGACCUACUAAUGUUGCUCUGUUACUUCUAAGAAUCACCUUCGCUCGUUGACUUUUUCAGAUUCUUGGAAGAUGGACAGUAUAAGUAAAGCCGUCGCCGCUUACAACAAGUAUACCUGUAUACGUUACGUAAGGCUCUUUGAGAGUGAAGAAGAACUUAAAAAGAGAGAAAUCGUCUUGGAUCGAGUUAGAUUUAUAAUAAAUUCUUCCAUGUGAGUAUACUAAAGAAAUUUAGCCUUAGUAAUAAAUAUAAUGGUCCCUGCGAGUGUGGAAAUUUCUGGUUGAUAUGACGUCACGGCGGCCAUGUUGGUAGCGAAGAACAAAAGCGUUUCUUGUAAAUUAUUCAAGAAAUAAUUGAAUUGUUUUGACCGCCAACGUGGCCGCUUUGUCACAUGGUUGCAAAUCAAGAAUGGGCGAAAAAGAUCGCCCACGAACAAGUUGCGGUGAGCGUCCAAAAGACCUUUUCCGAGUUCCAAAAACUCUCAUUUUCAAAACGAUGCUAAGCGCAAAUGAAACAUUAUCUUUUAAUCAAUGGCUUCGCACUUAGCCUAGCUUUGAAACAGAAGUAAAGGGGCAAUUCGGUCGUAGACAAAGCAACGGGAAAAUUGGCUUGGUGACCCAAAUCUGUUUUUAAACUUCUGUACGUACAUGUACCCUGUUGGUGCCCUGAAUUCAUGGCAUAACGCUGGGAGACGUCCGAUCCCUUGUUACACUGAGCACAUGAUUAAAGGAAACGAGGGGCCCUGUGACUAGAACGCUAUCCAUUUAUUUGCUAGGUAAUUUACUUAGCUUUGCCGCACACCACUGAAAAUCGUUUUUUUUUGUCUGUGUAGGUGUUACUCUCUUGUGGGUCGACAAGGUGGAAAACAGGAUAUCUCCAUUGGUAACGGCUGCGAGAGAUUGGGUACAGUUCUUCACGAAAUGAUGCACACCAUUGGCUUUAUUCACGAGCAGUCCCGACCCGACCGAGAUAAAUACAUCAAGGUGUUUUACGACAACAUCAAACCAGGUGAGAUAAGUAAUUUUUUUUAUCAUUAUUUGGCUCACGGCUGGGAUCACUUCGCUUAGAGAGCCAAAUUUGCCAUGACUUAAUUCGAUGAAAAAUAUUUUUGAAGUUAAGGGACCAUACUCCAUAGCCAUGAGAAUUUUGGUUAUUCAAAAGACGUGAUCAAAGAAGACGAGUUCUUCAGUAAAAGCAGUUUAAACUCAUUUCACCGUUAGCUGGUAACGCAAACCUUUCGGCCUUUAGAGAUCCCAAGAACAAUAAAGUAUCCAAACAAAUAGAUUUAACUCAACCAAUUCCUCUCCCUUAGGCCCUUACCCUUCAUCCGACACUGAAACCUUUGCCCAUUUGUCACAGUAUCGUCAUAUUUCUAUCAUCCUCAGCAAUGAUGCACAACUUUGAGAAAUACACUGUAGGACAAGUUGAAGCACUUCCUGCCAAUAAAAAUUUUUAUGACUAUGACGUAAGUAUUUUAUGUGUGUUAGUCUGACAGGGUUGUUUUGAUUAGUUGUCUUGAAUACCUUUCUUACUAUUUCAAUUUGCCAUGCUUGUGGUAACCGUAUUGUGGAAAACAAGGCUUUAAUGGUCUUCGCAUUGUCAUUAAUUGUAGCAGCGGACAAGCUUGGGUUAAGUUUUUUUUAGUUUUACUUAAGAUGGCUAGAACCUAUUUAUGUGCGUGUUGGUUAUGUUUUUGAUUUGCGUUUUUCAGAAUGAAAGAUUCAACCGAUUUCUAUGAUUUUUGGCGUGCCAAAUAAAUAAUCAUGGAACUUUAAGAGAAUUUUAUUUGUUUUCUUGUUGAUAUAAAAACCUUUGAGAUAUCGACAUAUAUUUAAAACCGCAUUUUUACGAAAAAUGUAAGUAACUUCGAAAUCCCAAGACAGAUUUUUCCCUAACUUCAGCAAAUAAGCCUCAGAGCUCUCUAGUUUUACAUCCUCCUCGGAUGGUUUGUUGCUUGCAACGCCAACUUAUAGAAGUAGGGUUACAUUAGGAGACAGAUCAUUCCAGGUCGCAGCUCCGGCACUUUGGAAUGUAUUACCGCGUGAGAUUCGUUCUAUUACAGAUCUAGGGAUUUUUAAGUGCCAUCUGAAAACGCACCUCUUUAGGGAAGCUUUUUAUUAAUUUAUUAAUUUUUAUCACGAUAAUUACUAGUAUCUUCACAUAUGUUGUAUAUUUUGAUUUUAUCAUAGUAUAUUUUAAAUAAUUAUUAGUUAGAUACCCUGUAUUAAACUAUUAUAGAUAGGAAUCAUGUAAUGCGCGCUGGAUCAUUACAUGGAAAGCACGCAAUAUAAGAAUUAAAUUAUUAUUAUUAUUAUUAUUAUUAUUAUUAUUAUUAUUAUUAUCUGCAAGUUUGAGGGCAAUCGUGACCGUAGAACUCGCUGCACAAAAUGCUGGUCGAAUUUAACCUUAAAAUGCUACACUAACAAAUGUGUGAAAGUUGACGCACCAAUAGAGUAGAGUGCCGACAGACUCCUAUCUGAAAGGAUAUUCUUACCUAAAGCUUUAUUACAAGAAACAGAAUAACCAGGAACCUACGGCGAACAUAGUUAGCACUACAAGAAGAACAACUUUAUGCUGUGUGCGCCGUAAUAUUUAAGAACUUCUAUUCAUCAAACUUACGUUGUAUUUGUCCCUCUCUUUUGGAAACAAAUCUUAACAAUGCUUCCGCCGUAAGUUUCUGAUUAAAAUUGUAAUGGUUAUGAUUACAAUGGAAAAACUGAGCUAUUUGUGUUUAUAUUUUAUUUUUGACGUUCAUGUUCUCUAACUCGCUACACUUUUUUCCUGUAGUCCUGUCUUCACUACAACAAUCACGCAUUUUCUCAAAACGACCAGGACACAAUUGAAUCGAUAAAGGAUCCAAGCAGGAGGUUUGGGCAAAGAGAAUUCUUCAGUAAACACGAUAUAAAACAGAUCAACGAACUCUACAAUUGCGAUGUUCCUCACUUAAGUGAGAAAUUGGAAGACGUCACGUGGGAAUAACAACAACUAUUUGAAAAGGAAUCCUUUGUCCUCUAAGAGUUUCAACGUCCAAAAUUAAAAAAAAAACCUUUUAGAUCAAAAAAGUAUCAUGUGUUAGGACUACAUACAAAACUCCUAACAGCUUUCUUAUGAAUGGCCACACUAUAGAUCGUUUUCACAUGACGUCAUGGCGGCCAUGUUUGUAAACAAAACAAUGAAUCGGGGGCCAUGUUUGUGUACAAAAUAAAUCCCGCGGGAAUUGAAAUCUUUUCACAUGUUAAGACUUUCUUUCUUUCCAAGCAAUUUGCAAAGCUGCUAAACACGUGACUGAAAACGAUCUAUAGGAUUUCAACCAUAUCUUCUCAAAGUCAUUAAUAAUUCAUGACGAAAAUACAAUGGAAAUAAUGUUUAAUGAGCGUUUGGAAAUCAGAUGAAAAACUGCUCAUUUUUGCAUCCUUAAUUUCUCCUUCUAAAAUCGUUUUGUUUGAGAAGUAACAUCAAGCAUUCGACAUGAAACACCUCGAAGUUCGUCAAAAUACUCUGCUGGGCGUCGUAUUUUCAUCUCUCUUCUCAGUGCUUCAUCCGGGUGAUGAAACACUGCGUCUCAUGCUUGAUAUUUUACCUCAAAAGUUUGUACUAUAAAUACACAAUGUAUCACAAGUCUCCAAAAUCGACUCUGGGAGUAAAAGGCUUAUAAGCAACAAUUUUGUCGUACACAAUAUAAGCUAGCAGAAAGAAUAUUUUUCAAUGGCUUAUUAAUUUUAGUACGUAACUUCUUUGCUCUAACCAUGAUUAAAAACUGAAAACACAAACCAUAAUUUUAAAAAGAUGUCCAUCUUUAUUGUUUGCAUCACUGGCCUUAGAUGGGUUUUUUUUCUUCAGCUUGUUUCCAUAAUUGUUACUCACGCGAUGGGGCUGAAUGAUAUAUUUAUCACGCUCUGCUUCACAGUGUUGUUAACCGCACUUUAUCUCGAUUUUUUAUAACGACUACCUCGUUGUACGUACGAUAUAUAUAUGUACAUGCAUCUUAAUUAUGUAAUGAAGGCUUCAUGAGGCAAACGAUUAAGUAAGUUGACUACUACAAUUCAAGACCACAUGCAUGUUUUUAGAGUCAGUUCAUAUUCCGGGUGAAUACGAGAACUGUUUCGUCCGUAGUCAGUUAUUUCCCACAAGAUUAGGUGACAUGGGGAUUUUACCUUAGAGUUUUAGGGGAGAAGGAAAUAAUUUUCCAUGAUUCAAGUAACUCAGUUUUCAGUGUGUUCUUUAAUCAGCAAUCGUAACAUUCUGAGCAUUCCAGAAUUUCAUUAAGACAGCAGUUUCUGUGCGUUUGAACAUUUGAAUCGACCUUUUAGUCGUAAUUAACCCCCCUUAAGUUUCCAAAAAUCACUCCGUGCUUUUGUGUCAUUAAAAACUGGGUUAAAAUUAAUAAUGGGAUAUAAUCCUCGUGCGUUUUCCCUGAAAAUGGAUGCGCUAGAAAUUUGUAACAAAAUUAAUGGGCUUUUGAAUGAAAUUGAAUUUAAUACAAAGAAAUUAUCACGGGGCGUUUAAACCUUCGUCAUAAUUUCUUUUUGAAGUCGUUAAGAUAAUUUUACGACCACAGUGUGCUCUUAAUAUAUUUUUGUGAUAGCUAUGGAAACAAACAUAAGUAACAUUUUGAUGGGAAGGUGUCAUAUGUAGCGAUAAUGGCCCUCUCUCAUUGAAAAUAACCACGUGAAGAAGGACAGCACAAUCGAAAUUUUUCAAAAGCAGUCUCUUAUCGUGUUGUAUGUCGCGGAAUGUCCGCUCUGUACUUGGUCGGUUUUAAUGAGAGGCCUUGGGGAAAAGGUGAAAGGCAAAAUCUUUAUUUAUUUUUGUGGUUUAGUUUUGGUUGGUAUUUUAAAGUUUAAUUAGUUGUGAUAAAGUCAAUUGACCAGCGUUCCACUUCAGUAUAAUUGACUGGUAUGACUUCUUGGUUCUCAUUGUAGUAUUAAAACUUACAGACACCAUUGAAGAGAAUACUAAUGAAAAUAAACAUUUUCCUUUAAACUU